GACCAGAAUUAAAGGUAUGUUAUUUAAACAGUUGUAGCAACACGUGGGGAUGUGUAACACUGUAUUUUAUGGAACACCACUACCUACUCUUAAGAGCCCAUGCAAAAAAUAAAGAUCAAUUGAGUGCCAUUCCAUCACAGUCAGAACAGGGGACACACAAAAUAAAGGAUUUUGCACGUAAUAGUCUUGUUUUUAAAACUGCAUUGAAUGUUUUGGUAGAAAAAGGCCAGGUAUCAGCAAUCUGGAUAAUCUGAUUUAGUUCAGCAAUCUGGACCGUGAUAAAUCUAAUCUGAUUUAGUUCAGCAAUCUGGACCGUGAUAAAUCUAAGCCGAUUUAGUUCAGCAUUCUGGACCGUGAUAAAUCUAAGCCGAUUUAGUUCAGCAAUCUGGACCGUGAUAAAUCUAAGCCGAUUUAGUUCAGCAAUCUGGACCGUGAUAAAUCUAAGCCGAUUUAGUUCAGCAAUCUGGACCGUGAUAAAUCUAAGCCGAUUUAGUUCAGCAAUCUGGACCGUGAUAAAUCUAAGCCGAUUUAGUUCAGCAAUCUGGACCGUGAUAAAUCUAAGCCGAUUUAGUUCAGCAAUCUGGACCGUGAUAAAUCUAAGCCGAUUUAGUUCAGCAAUCUGGACCGUGAUAAAUCUAAGCCGAUUUAGUUCACCAACCUGGACCGUGAUAAAUCUAAACCGAUUUAGUUCAGCAACCUGGACCGUGAUAAAUCUAAGCCGAUUUAGUUCAGCAAUCUGGACCGUGAUAAAUCUAAGCUGAUUUAGUUCAGCAACCUGGACCAUGAUAAAUCUAAGCCGAUUUAGUUCAGCAUUCUGGACCAUGAUAAGUCUAAGCUGAUUUAGUUCAGCAAUCUGGACCAUGAUAAAUCUAAGAUGGUUUAGUUCAGAUAAAGAUUUAUACACAUGGGGGCCUGGAACUCUCCAAGGAAGUAAUCGCUUUAAACCUACAGACUUGGGUGAGAUGUAUUACUGAUUGGAUAACACCUGAGAUACUGUACGUCUGAUCUAUUGAGAGCAGCUUCAGUUUCGGAAUGUCCCAUGUUUAGGUAUAUUAUUGAAAUGAGCAGGUCCAAGAAGUUUGAACAAUCAGGUCCCUGGUAAAUCUGCUCUCAACUGAUCAGCAUGAAUAAGUCACACUUGUCUGUAGGUAAACUAAUAUGAGUUGUCCAUCAUUUUCAUCUACCCAUUACCCAUGAUACGAUGAGUAGAUGAAAAUGAUGACAAGUGUGACUUAUUUUCAUCUACCGAUCACAGCGUGGGGAUAAUGAACAGGCAUCCUUAUCUUCUAUAUGUCUUAUAUAUGUAGUUCAACAAAACCACUCCCUCAUAAACUCUACACUAGGAAUAAACAUGAAACACAGUAAUGCUGAUGUACAAAGUUAUUUCUCUCAUCAAUAAAUAUAUAGAUACAUUAAUUCUAUGAACUGGUUUCAGAGCCACUUCUACAGGGAAGAACCAGGGUCCCACAAAACAGGAACUUGAUGACAAAAUUGUCUUCAAGGCCAUUCAAGGAAUGUUGAAGGAAAGGCUAAGUAAGAGAGGAGUUCGUACGUUGACAGGAUUAGGAAAGUACUUCCGAAAUAAAGACACAUCUGGCGAUGGUGUUUUACACAAGACAGAGCUCAGACAAGCUCUGAAAGAAUUUCAUUUGGACCUGCCUGAUCAGGACUUUGAAUCUCUUUAGCUGAUACUCGAUCAGAACUAUGAUGGACAAGUAGAUUAUGGGGAGUUCAAAUGGGCAGUGAUUGGAGAGAUGAGUGAAUAUCGCAAGGCUUUUGUUAGAAAAGCCUAUAUGAAACUUGACCCAAACAAGACUGGCAGCAUUGCUGUGAUUGAUAUCAAAAAGUUCUACUGUGCCAAGGGACACCCAAAAGUGUUAUCUGGUGAAGCCACAGAGGAACAACUUAGAUCUGCUUUUGUGGAAACCAUGCAAGAAUCCUGCAGAGGUCCCAGUGCCGUUUCGUAUACUGAAUUUGAAGAUUAUUAUGAAGGAUUGAGUAUUGGAAUAAUUGAGGACGAAGAUUUUGCUAAAGUCCUAAAAAAUUCCUGGGGAAUAUAAAAAAAAAAAAAACAACAACAACUGUAGAGGCUGGAAAAAACUAUUGAGUGUUACUGUGAACAUGAGUAUUGAUGCCUUAAUUUAUUGAAGGCUUUUGUUUGAUUGUCAUUUUUUUUAAAAACAACUUUACAGAUAUAAAUUGGUGAAUUUAAGAAAAAAACACACUUUUA
This is a messenger RNA of Polyodon spathula (Mississippi paddlefish), 2230 nucleotides long. RefSeq names its product calcyphosin-2-like. The record is from RefSeq and is a predicted model, not a curated record. The transcript is spliced from 5 exons. NCBI's taxonomy places the organism in Eukaryota, Metazoa, Chordata, Actinopteri, Acipenseriformes, Polyodontidae. Gene Ontology annotation, molecular function: calcium ion binding.